AUGGACUCAAUCCUAAGUCGUUUCAAUGACUCUCGAACAGAGGAAGACAGCGACCCUGUCAAAAGAGAGAAGUUGUCCAUUGAGUCAGGAACCAAUCCAUUUUUUCUGAAAUAUGAAGAAAGGAAAUAUGACGGACAGUAUUUUGCCAUGUAUCAAUAUAGACUCAAGGUUUUACGGGAAAGGGUAACUCAAAGCUGUGAGGAAAAGUGGGAUUCGCACUUCGAAUUGAACAACCGUAGGAUCGUGAAGAAGAACAAAGUUCUAGAUAUUCAGGCUAAUGAGCCAUGCUGGUGCGUAGGAACCAUUUACUGUGAGAUGAGGUAUAAACCAAAUGUUCUGGAGGAAGUUGUGAACGAUGUUUACGGUGCGCCUGACUUGGUCAAGAGUUACACAGAUGCCGAAGGUUCUGACGAAAUAAUGCUUGAGGAUGAAAGCGGACGCGUAUUACUAGUCGGGGAUAUCGUGCAGUCGAAGCCCUUUAUCAGCGGAACCGUCGUGGGCAUCUUAGGCAUGGAAGCGGAUGCUGGAGCCUUCCAAGUCCUGGACAUAUGUUAUCCCUACGCGCUCCCUCAGAGUAAACUUCCUCAGAAUCCAACUGCAGGAAAAAUAGCUUUGGUUUCGGGUCUCAACAUAAAUACAGAAAAUCCCAAACUCUCUCUAAAGUUACAAUUGCUGCAAGAGUAUCUAACUGGGGACUUGAUCGAUAUUGAUUCAGUUUCUAAAAUCAAUAGACUUAUUGUUUGCGGAAAUUCAAUAAACCCUACAGAGGCAACGGCACUGGGAGGCUGCCUGAAGGAGCUUGGUACGUUUCUAGGUAACACGCUGCAAUCUAUGCCUAUAGAUUUGAUGCCAGGAGCUAAUGAUCUCAGUGAUCAAAGUCUACCUCAACAGCCACUUCACAAGGCUCUCUUCGAAGGUACAAUAAAACCGUUUUUCAAAGACAUCGAAAAUGAGCUUUUCUCACCAACCACCAAUCCGGUUUGGUUUAAAUUUAAUGGUAUUGAAAUGCUUGGGACGAGUGGUCAAAAUAUUGACGAUAUAUGCAAGUAUAUCAUUCCCAAUCUAUCAACUUCCGAGCCAGACUCUAGUGGAGAAGGAGACAUGAACGUCAGAUUAAAUAUGAUGGAAGGUUGUCUUAAAUGGCAAAAUAUAGCGCCAACUGCGCCUGACACCCUUUGGUGCUACCCUUAUAAAUCAGAUGACCCUUUCAUUUUGAACAAACUGCCGCAUGUGUACUUUGUGGGUAAUCAGCCCGCGUAUAUGUCAAGGGAUGUGAAGCUAGAAGGUGGCCUCAAUGUUAAGAUUAUGACAAUACCCAAAUUCAGCGAAACUGGUGAAAUCGUCAUUCUGGAUUUAAAAACAUUGGAAGCGGAAGUUGUAACAAUUCAAGUAUAG
Messenger RNA from Lachancea nothofagi CBS 11611, 1395 nucleotides. Lineage: Eukaryota; Fungi; Ascomycota; Saccharomycetes; Saccharomycetales; Saccharomycetaceae. The record is from the annotation of a GenBank genome assembly.